GGAAACUAAAAUCAUGAUUGAGAUUAUAAGCAAACUGCAUAUAAACGAACUUUAAAUUUGCUUCAUUAAAUCCAUAGCACAGUUUCAUGAACCUCAUUUGGCAACAUAUGUUUAUUAAACUUAAUCUCAAUACAUUUUAUAUGCGUGUUGCUUAUAACCAUGUUUGCCUACUGCUUGUUAAACAUCGUUAUGCUCGCCAAUAAACUUUGUGAGCAUUGCAUAUAAACUGUAUGUGCGAGAUAGCAUAGAUUUUUGCAGUAUGCUUUUACACAUGCAACUUAUAUGCAAUGUUCACAACAUUUAUGUACGAGUGCUCGAAUGUGUGCAUAAAUGCUUAUAGUCAAACAAGAUGGCGAAAAUUGAAAAAUAGCAUAAUUUGCAGCAGUUGCAGCAGUCAAGCGAGUUAAAAAAAACUGGUAGCAGAGUGAAUGGUUCGGCGUCCGUUUGAUCCGACGGCAUCAUUUCGGUAACCCGGAAUCCAGAAUGUGGUCUCAUCGCGGCAAUUGGAAUGCGGUUCGGUGGAUCCUGGGGAGGUGGAUAGUACGGAGGUUAUCGGGACAGCAGGUGCGACAAUGGACGGAUCGAGUGAGGAUUGGGGAUAUAAAGAAGGUCAUCGACGUCCUCCCUUUCGGACCACUCGCACGCUUCCAGCUUGUCCUCAACGUUCGGAGUGUCACAACCUGCGCCAACACCGGCGUCCAACGAUCUGCUAUCGGACCUGAGUGGACUUUCGCUGUGCAGUAUUUACGCUGGCGCCAAGUUGAGCCGGGAUCUUUGUCAAUUGCGGCCGGAAACGUCCAGGAUUCGUUCCGGAGAGGAGUGGGACGCGAUUCGGAGGGGUUUGGAUGGUCUGAUCAAGUGUUGCCGGGACCGAGAAACCCGGAGCAGGCGCACUCAUUCAAAACAACGAACAACACGACCUCCUCCCGGAACUUCUCACCGGAGAUUGGCUCUACCUUGUAACCCACAAGAUCCCCUCUUUAGCACCUUCCCCCGACCCGGACAAGUUGCUACUUCUAGCGAUGGCAGAGUUGGGAGAGCGUCCAAGGUGGAGGUUUGCAAGUUUGGACGGUUGCUGUUUGGCGGGUUAGUUCAAUCGAUUGCAAUUUGACGAGCGGACCUGAUGGAGGAGCGAUUCGGCGGUCCAACCCAACGAGUGCACCCUGAAAGCAAAGCGAGUCAGCAACGAAGCAUGCUGUCAAAGUCUGGUCACUUGCUAAUGCCAUGCCAAAAGAGAUUCCCACCAUCGGCCGCGAUUGCUUUUUAUUUAGAAUGUAAUUUAAAAAACACGUGCAAACUCGUUCAAAUAAAAAUACAUAAAUAAGCAGCAUAAAAAAACAAAUAAUAAAAAUUGAAAGAAAAUUUAGACAGAAAAAUAUCAUAAGGCAUAACAAAUACAAAUAAAAUGCAUUACUAUUGAAAAUUAAAUGAAAAAUAUCAUAAAAAUUAUUAACUUUAAUAAUAUAUGUUUUAAGUGAAAGCAUAUUAAAAUCUGUGAGCAUUGCAUAUACUGUUCAUGUGCUGUGAACAUACAUUUUAUAUGCGUUAGCAUAUUUAAAAUUCGUAUCCAUGUAUAUGUAAUGCUGAUAGAGUUUAUAUGCAAGGCUUACACCGUUUAUGUGCAGAAGCAUUUUGCAAAAAUCUAUAUGCAAAACUAAUAGCAACAAUCUUGAUAUUUAUUU
Messenger RNA from Culex pipiens pallens (northern house mosquito), 1682 nucleotides. RefSeq lists its product as uncharacterized. The record is from RefSeq and is a predicted model, not a curated record. The transcript has 3 exons. NCBI's taxonomy places the organism in Eukaryota, Metazoa, Arthropoda, Insecta, Diptera, Culicidae. Bases 484 to 963 code for a protein of 159 amino acids.